This is a messenger RNA of Haliotis rubra (blacklip abalone), 972 nucleotides long. Its product is annotated as acidic repeat-containing protein-like. The coding region runs from base 1 to 972 and encodes 323 amino acids. The transcript is spliced from 5 exons. The record is from RefSeq and is a predicted model, not a curated record. Lineage: Eukaryota; Metazoa; Mollusca; Gastropoda; Lepetellida; Haliotidae.
AUGACUCCACACCCUGCUACAUACUCUCCCGUCAACAGAAGCUUCCAGCCCCAACAGAGUAAAAAAGCAGAAGAUGCCGGGAUGCAAGGGCCGCAGGCCCCUGCCGGGUCCGAGGUGGAACGUGAUAAUGAAUACGACGACGGAUCUGUUAAUGCAGAUGAUGUUUGCGACAAUGGAUCUGUUUGUAAAGAUGAUGAAUGCGACAAUGAAUCUGUUUAUACAGAUGAUAAAUACGACGAUGAAUCUGUUUAUACAGAUGAUGAAUACGACGAUGAAUCUGUUUAUACAGAUGAUGAAUGCGACAAUGAAUCUGUUUAUACAGAUGAUGAAUAUGAUGAAUGUGACGAUGGAUCUGUUUAUACAGAUGAUGAAUGUGACGAUGGAUCUGUUAAUGCAGAUGAUGAAUGUGACGAUGGAUCUGUUAAUACAGAUGAUGAAUACGACGAUGGAUCUGUUAAUACAGAUGAUGAAUACGACGAUGGAUCUGUUAAUGCAGAUGAUGAAUACGACGAUGGAUCUGUUAAUGCAGAUGAUGAAUACGACGAUGGAUCUGUUAAUGCAGAUGAUGAAUGUGACGAUGAAUCUGUUAAUACAGAUGAUGAAUACGACGAUGGAUCUGUUAAUACAGAUGAUGAAUACGACGAUGGAUCUGUUAAUACAGAUGAUGAAUACGACGAUGGAUCUGUUAAUGCAGAUGAUGAAUACGACGAUGGAUCUGUUAAUGCAGAUGAUGAAUACGACGAUGGAUCUGUUAAUGCAGAUGAUGAAUGCGACGAUGGAUCUGUUUAUACAGAUGAUGAAUUCGAUAAUGAAUCUGUUUAUACAGAUGAUGAAUUCGAUAAUGAAUCUGUUUAUACAGAUAAGCCUAAACUCUUUGACAGGGAAGCAGCAGACGGCCAGGAGUACACGACCACGAGCAUGAUCUCCAUACAGCGCAGCGUCUCAUCGUCUCCACACUGGACCCACGCUUGA